CCAACAGUCGCACACUGACUGCCCGCGGAGUCCACGAGAAGCUCUCCAGCCUGUCCCAUGAUCCGGCGGCCAAGAAGGAAUACCUCAGCUGGCUACGUCUCACCCACAAACCGGCCAUCGAUUUAUGGUUCAUCCAGUCUAUCGACAGAGCCGAAGAUCUGCUGAGUCGCAGGUUGGAGAUCCGGGGACUGACCGUGAGAUGAACACACACUACCUCACCACCUCGAGAACCAAUCCCCAGUUCUACAUAUUCAGCCAGCUCUUUGGCGACGAUCUCGACUGGAGCAGCCAGUGCGAUUGGGAGGGAAUUCAAAACGUUGCCUGGCAGGAGUUCUGGCAGCGUGAGGGGCACGAGCUGCUGGAGCAGAAGUGGCACAAGCGCUUUCCCGAAUACCAGGACCUUAUCGAGUCUGUGACGCCUGAGGAGCAAGCCCUAUGGAAGGAACUGUGGGAGGAACACGCCAGCGAUUCGAGUGCCAAGUUCUGGCACAUUUUUAGCUGUGCCUUCGAGAACUACCAAAGAAUUGCAAAAUCAUUUGGCUUUAAAUUAAAUGCAGCGCCAGAAGAACUUGAACAGGAUUUACAGACUUUGAGCCUUAACAACCCGAAAAAGUGCAAACAGCGAAAAUCCACAGAGAGCGAGGAGGACGAAUCCUAUCUGACUGCCAACGACGAUCCUGAAAUAUUGACGAGGAACAGAGUGCUACUUCUAGGAUUGCCUACAUCCUUUGCCUCCAAGGGUUCACAAGACCCAAAACAAAGAAAGCCGGUAACUGAAUCAUCUAGCAGCGAUAGCGAGGAUAGUGACGAUCUGUUAAUAAUGGGUGACAACGAUAGCAGCGCUCUCCAUGGCGUUCAGAAUGGUGGCGUCAAAAAGAAUAAACGUCGGCAAAGGCAAGCCAACAAACUCAAGGCCAGGAUGCCCGAGUUUAUGCUGGAGGAGAACAGCCGGAUGGUGAAGUACUGGUUUAAGCGAUUUUCCUUGUUCUCCCGCUUCGACCAGGGCAUCCGGCUGGACCGCGAGAGCUGGUUCUCGGUGACUCCUGAGAAGAUUGCCAAACAAACGGCCCGGCGACUGGCCUGCGAUAUCAUCGUGGAUGCUUUUUGUGGAUGCGGUGGCAAUGCCAUCCAGUUCGCCAACACCUGCGGACGCGUCAUUGCCAUCGACAUCGAUGCGGAGAAGCUAGCUAUGGCGAAGCACAAUGCCGGCAUUUAUGGUGUGGCCCACAAGAUUGUUAUUCAUGCCGAUUUCCUGCAGUUUGCGGCCAGCACCAGGAUUCGCCCAAAUGUAGUGUUUAGUCCUCCUUGGGGUGGUCCCGACUACCAGAAGCAGGCAGUCUUUGAUAUUGAGCAAAGUCUUCUUCCUGUAGGCGCCAGUCAUCUGAUGCAGCUUUCGCGUCGACUGGCGGAUGACGUUGCCUACUUUCUGCCACGCAACGCAAACAUGAGCCAAGUGAUCGCCUUGAGUGGAGCCGGACAGCAGUGCGAGGUGGAGCACAAUUAUCUGGACACCAGGAUGGUGGCUCUGACUGCCUAUUACGGCAGUGGAAUUAUAAAGGGUUCAUUAGGGGAACACCAGCCGAAUUAAGAGUAAGAUCAAAAGUAACUUGUUUUCUAAAUAUUAAGAAACUAUUUUUAAGAAAAUAUUCAGGCAAUAUUCAGUUAAAAAGAAAAGGUUAAUUUGUAGAAUGUUUCAAAACAACUUAAGUAUUUCAAAGUGAAAUUAUCUAAGAUCAGAAUUUAAUUUGUGACUAUGUAAGAUAAAGAGAAACAUUUUAAUUUUGCUGUUCAUUUUCUUUUGUCAAGAAAAAAUAAAAUUUGGCUAUUAGUUUUUUUGUUUUGAAUAAGAAACCUUUGAACAUAUACCUUUUUAAUUUGUUUUAUUUUAAUUACAAUGAAAAAACAUGUAAGCGAAGAACCUUUUAUUUAAGAUGUUUUCUAUGUAUAUAAGAGAAGAAAAAUCAUAAUCAUCAUCAUAUUGCAAAAUUUUGAUAGUAUGAAUAGCUUUUUUAACCACGAGAUGUAACUAAAAAGAAGUCACAAAUCCGUGUAAUUAUGCAUCAAAGAAACGUUAUCGUUUUUUAUACCUUUUUCGUUCAUUGUUUAUCCUCUUAAGUUUUUGUGUUCAUUGGCCACAUCGUGGAAAAGUUGACUAAUGAAUAAAGUCGCCUCACAUGUAACGCA
Molecule: messenger RNA, 2184 nt
Organism: Drosophila suzukii
Lineage: Eukaryota; Metazoa; Arthropoda; Insecta; Diptera; Drosophilidae
Gene: Tgs1
Product: Trimethylguanosine synthase 1
Biological process (GO): 7-methylguanosine RNA capping; 7-methylguanosine cap hypermethylation
Cellular component (GO): nucleus
Molecular function (GO): RNA cap trimethylguanosine synthase activity
Source: RefSeq, a predicted model, not a curated record